Babesia bigemina is the source of this 4629-nucleotide messenger RNA. RefSeq lists its product as hypothetical. NCBI's taxonomy places the organism in Eukaryota, Apicomplexa, Aconoidasida, Piroplasmida, Babesiidae. The record is from RefSeq and is a predicted model, not a curated record. The coding region runs from base 1 to 4629 and encodes 1542 amino acids. The transcript has a single exon.
AUGGCGGCAAUAAACCUUAACACUCUCAAAGAGUGCCUUCAGUUUCUGGAGUGGCUGAAAGGUCGUAAAUGGGCUGAUCUGAGAACGCGGCUGGCUGGUAGACUGGCGAGACUUCUCGACAAAAAGUAUGAAGGUGUUGAUCAUAAGCAAAUUGAAUCAUCUUUAUCCAUAUUUCUCGGUCACGUGUCAACGUUUCAUCAUAAAUUAUGCAAUAGAGCAGGUCAGAGUAAUAUUAAUAGAUUUACCGCGAAAGACGCCCUAGAGGCUCUCCUGCAGUGUAUCCCCAAAUUGCUUUCCGUGAUAUACUUUUUACAAUAUCAUGUGGAUAAGAGAUUCUCUAAAGUUGGCGGCGGGGAUUGGGAAGGAGAGCAGGUUGGAAGGAUUGCAUGGUUCUCUACAUAUGGUCCUGAUUUCGUGAAACGAAUGAAAUCCAGUGCUGGUCCAAUUGAUAAAUAUCUCAUUGAAUCUUCCGGUUCAGAAUACGGUGUCAUACCUGGAGGAUUCGAUGCAAGCGAUCUAAAGCAACUUGGUCACGGUGGCUAUUCCGAGGGCCGUCUCAUGACUAAGGACCUUGUAAAUAUUUUCGACAAAGAUGUCAAUCGUAAUAAUCUCUUCCGCGAUGUUUUCGUCACUUCUGCAGUGUCCAAAAACCCGUCUGUUGAAAAGGCGAAUAUAGCCAAUGCUCUUCGUUUGGUGGAAGACUUUUGUGGUAUUUUCAAAAAUUCGAAGAAUGCGGAAGAUUUCAAAAGUCACUUAGAAUCGAGAGGCAGUUGCAUCAAUUGGGAUGAUUUAAAACAGCAUUGCUCAACACUGAAAGAUAAAUUCAGCAAGCUUUUUACAAAUAACCGGUUCUCCUUCACAGGCUAUGGGCGAACAUAUGAAUUCCUUGACAAAUCCAUGGAUAAAAAAAUGGCAAAGUGGCUUAAAAAUAACUUGAAUGCAAUGCGAAACCAAUUGGGGGGAGUAGGUGGCAGGUUGGAUGUCAAAACAUUUGUCGACACAUAUCUUAUACCGUACGGAUUCACAUUUAAUGGCUAUAAAGUAGGAACGGGAAGAGAUAAUUAUCAGGCGCUGAAAAAAGAUUGGGAUGCUGUAAUUGGUGAACUCAAGAAAGACAAUGGGGGGUUGCAAAAGUUGAAACAGCUUUUAGAUGGUACCCUGUGUCCAAAUAGAAAAAAGGAUAAGCAGCCUAAGACUGACUCUGAGCCUAAGCCUGGGCCUGAGCUUAUAGAUGAGGAUGACGAUGAAGAUGAGGAUGAAGAUGAGGAGGAGCCUUGGGAUGACAAUCUUGUGUAUGAAGAUACUGGAUUAGAGGCUGAAAAUGCUGCUCCCAUUAAACCCAAAGCGGAAGCUCCGCCUGCCAAGGUCCCCGAAAUUAAGAAAUCCGACGGAACUCCAAACCAGGGCAAGAAAGUGGAGGGAGCACAGAACCAGGGCAAGAAGGCGGAGGGAGCACAGAACCAGGGCAAGAAGGCGGAGGGAGAUACAAGUCAAAAUGGUCAGAGUGAAGCAAAGUCUCCUAGUUCACGAGUUUCACAGGUGGUACAAACUCAGCCUUCAAGUAAUUCAAGUGCAGACUCUGAGCCACCCGGUGCCCCUGGUCCCGGUAGUGGUCAGGGCCCGGGUGACCAGGCGGCUACCUCCGGCGCUAGUCAACAGAGUGGUAGAGAGGGCCAGACAAGUAGUGGCGGCGAUGCUAUAUCGUCCACUAACGAUGGUGUGGGUGGCGGUGGGAUGGAUGGGUGGAAGGCAGGCAUAGGGGUUCACGCUCCACCUGAUCAGAAAAUUACACAAACAUGCCCAUUAGGUUUGACACAAAAAGUAGAGAAUGGUAAAACACACUGUUAUCCACCAAAUCACAAGCGCAUCACGCCCAACUAUGAAUUUAAUUACACAGCUGAUCAAUUGUGGAAUAACUACAUAAAACGGGAAUACUCCCCCAAAUCACCUACAAAUCUGCAAACCAAGCAUUAUUCCAUCGGUGGCUCUCAACCCAGCCAUACUGCUCCCGCACCUUCCGGUCAGAAUACCGGUGGCCGCAAUGGUCAUAGGCGUGAUUACUAUGAACCAGAAUGGCGACACAGGCAACAGGGUAGCGACUUACCGCCCUCUGUUCCUCUGCUUGCACCUCUCGAUGGACAUCCAGUUAUCGAGAGCACUCCGGACCCUAAUGAAAAAGAUAGGGAGGAUAAAUUUUUGAAAGCUACGCAAGACAUUUUGGGCGACCAUAUAACGAGAAAAGAAAAAUGGGAUGAGAAGCAACAGCAAGACAAUGAAAAAAUUAAACAAGAUAGAGAAGCUGCAGAAAAUAAAUAUAAGUCGGAGGCAAGAACACAAGAAAUCAUUCAACGCAUCCAAGAACGGAAUGAAAAGAGAAAGCAGACAGCCCAGGAUCUUGACAAAAGGUACGAAAAAACCAGAGAAGAAAUCUGGGAAAUUCAAAAGCAGAAAAACUUGGCAUAUAUAGAAACCGGCGCAGAUGAAGAUACCCAAACGAGAUUACAGCAAGAACGAUCAGAGCAAAAUAAGACAUCAGAGCAGCAAAACAUUAGUGCGUAUCCCCCAACAUUCACACCCUCCACCAUUCCAAGGCAGCCCAGCCGUCCUGCUCCCGCACCUUCCGGUCAGAAUACCGGUGGCCGUAAUAGUAAUGGACGUGGUUACUAUGAAUUAGGAGAGUGGCGACCAAGACAUGAGGUUAGUAGUGCUACAAAUAUGUUGCCUUCCGAUUUCAUUGCGUUUGCCAUCCCGGACACGUCUUCUAAGCGGCUAGAAAAGGAAAAACAAAAAAGGGCGGAAUCCGAUAAACAACGUUUAAAAUUGAGAAGGCAAACAGAGGAAAAGAAAUUUUCAGAUAAACAGCAAGAAGCAUGGAUGAAAGAAGCUGUGGAACUAGAAAAGGCGGACGAUAGAUUGAAGCAAGGUCUGAGAGACCAUCUUCUUACUGGUGGCCAGCUUAAGAAUCCAAAUGCAGAUUUCGUGUUGGUAUCAGGAGCUCCGAUUGAACCUCCACAAUCUGUUCUAUUGGAAGGGAUGGUUUUGAAGGAUAAUAGUAACCCUACCGCAAAGUGGCAACAUGACGCAUAUAAGCAGUAUUUUGCAAGAUAUCCCGAAGUAAUGGGUACCAUCAUACCUGCUCCCAUGACGGAGCGUGCUCCACACCUGUCACCAUUAGAUGCUAUGCCAACUGGUAACCCUAUAAUCCACCCAAAAAGUUCGAGUGCAUCAGCGUUUCGAAAUACUCAAGCCGAUAAACCGUCUAUGACACCUAAUCGCAUGCAUCCAACAGGAAUCGCUGCUCGACAAAACAAACAUUCUGUUCUUGCCUAUGCCCCCCUUUCGCCCACAACUGAAUCGAUAGAUGACUUGUCCACGGCCAGGUUUUUGAGUGUCUCCGGCAGAAGUCUGACAAAAUCAUCAAAAGCCGAUGCCAAGGCUCCCGUGUUACAGGAGAUAGAUCCACCAGUUCCACAAUCCAUGUUUGUCGGAUCCCCCGUCCCAGACGCCGAAUUGCCAUCAUCACCUAUUCCCCGAGCAACGUUCCUCACUGAGCCACAACCAACCAUGGGAUUCCAAAUAGAAUUCCCAAAACGCACUGUACGCAAAGUCGAGCCCGAAAUAGGUCUUUCCAUAGAGGUAGCUCACCAUGGCGAUCGCACUUUUAACGACGUGGACCUAGAUGACCCUUACGCCAACACGGCCGAUAUCCUUAAAGACGAAUUGAAGCCUUCAGACGACAAAGUCUCUUCAGGCCUGCCUAAAAACAAUUUUGAUCUGGACUUUGCGCCGGAACGUAUCGGACUUGAGGGGUACGAUGAUCCCGGGAUGCCACGUGACACUCCAAGGAAGGCAGAUGAACGCGUAAUUAACCCAUUUAGCACAAAUGAAUGUCUCAACCCUUGGUCCGUUGACACUUCUACAACUGAUAUAAUCACUCCACCUGCCUCGCCUCCCCCACUCACCGACCAUCUGCCCCCGCCUCGAACCGUACGGGAAAUGCUCUACUGGCUGGUCGGCUUUAAUCAAUUAGGGUAUAUCGGAGUGAUUACUGAGAAUGUUAAUAGUCUUUUUAAAGAUCUUAAAAGUGAUGCCAUCGAAGUCACCGGGGAUCCCAUCACCCUGACCGCCUCCAUGGUCACCACCAAACUGACCGAGGCGUGUCUCUACUCAGCCACCGUUAUCUACAAGAUAAAGCAUAACAAUGAUUUCGAAGCCUUUGCUACCUUCGACUUCAAAUCAGUAUAUAGUCAGUUCCGUUAUUCCACCGACCCCGCCGGGCUCCUCUGCCAGCUGCGUGACUACGUGUACGCCUGCCACCACCAGUUGGGGUUCCUCAAGUCGCAGUGUUCACGCAAUGAGUUACAUGGUGGUUGGCAAGAUUGUAAGUACGGCAGUGACAUCACUGCUUCUAACUCCCCCCUCCAGGCGUUCCUGACCGACGACUGGGACUCCACCUUUGAGACUCACCCCUUCGACCCGUGCAACCUGUGCCUCAACAGCAGGGUCAGGAUGGGAUUCAGGGAUGAAGACUUACCGAGUAGUCAACAAACAGGCAACACCCUUUCCUCCAUCCUCACUCCCAGCUGCGGCGGUGAGGGCCAUGAUGCGCUACUCGGCACAAAAUGGUAA